GUCGUGCGAUCAUGUUUGCUGUGUCCUACUUUCCACGCCGAGGGCAUUUGGCGCUAACCCCUUCAAAAAUCCCCCCCUCCCCGCCCAAGUAGUUUUUAGCCUGUAAAACCUUGCCUGCUGUCCUCGCGUCUUCCGUCUUUCAACUCUCGAGACCUCCAUCCAUUCAUCCAUCCAUCAUCCGGAGCUUCGCUCCCCCAUUAACCACCGUCCCUUACGCGAGAUCUCAUCACGUCCCGCCUCAAUGAAUUCUCGCGAGCACUCGGAUAUGCCUCCGGCGCCCUCCUACCCAUCUCCUAACGCCGCGCAGAUGGGUCAGGGUGCCAUGCCGUACUACACAAACCGCCAACUAACCGCCGACGAACUCCUGUCUGCCGAGCUUUCGCGCGAAACCUCCGGCCCUGGCAUCAAUGACGGCCCCAGCAAUGGGGUCCAUCAUGCUCAAUCGAUGGUUCUGGGAUCCUCCAACGCUGGUGGCGCUGACAUGGGCCGCCCGUCGUCCCCAGAUCAACAUCAACAACAACAACAACAACAACAUAUGCUUCAGUUUCCGCCUAGCCAGCAGGUGGGCGUUGAUCCGAACCAUGAUUUGAGUUAUGGCGACCAGAGCGCUAGGAGGAAGAGGACAAAGAUUUCCCGGGCUUGUGAUGAGUGCAGGCGCAAGAAGGUCCGUUGCGAUGCGAGUUCCGAAUCUGGAGUCGAGACCUGCUCGAAUUGUCGUCGUCUUGGUGUCGUGUGCCAGUUCAGUCGGGUUCCUAUGAAACGCGGUCCGAGUAAAGGGUAUAUCAAGGAACUUGCGGAACGAUUACAUACUCUCGAGAGUCAGAUACAGCCGGCUAUGGUUCAUCCGGACAUGCCCUACCAGCCUAUGAAUGAAGUAUCGUCUCCACGAGCUUAUCAGGACUUCUCGUCACCGAUGGAUGCGGGCGCAAUCGGUCGCAAGAGGACAUACUCUGUAUUUGAUGGGUUGCCAAGUUCGUCCUUUGCUCAACCACCGUUCAACUCGCGCUCGCAAAACGCGUUUGACACGGGCGAAAACCCAACAGACCCUUGCAACCCCGCGGUUGUGAACAGCUCGGCUCCCAAGCCUGGAAACCUUUUCUGGUCAACGGGUAACGAUCAUGACCUUCCUGCUGGGCUGGAAAUCUCCGAAAUACCUAAACAUGAGGAAGACUUGACUCCAUUGAGCGUGGAUGAAGGUGCUUUGAAUGCUUACUACCAGCAUAUUCAUCCCAUCCUUCCCAUCCUACCCAACUCGAAGGACCGUCUUUUAGGGCUUCUUCACCAGUGCAGUCGUGAGGUGCAGGAAAUAUUCCUGUACAGUUUAUAUACUCUAACAAGGGUUAACAUCGAUCGCGUGGUUAGCACAUUUGAGAGGAUUACUUCGUAUGACAAUGCGCAGGAUCUGCUCUUAUAUUAUACCCGUCAACCGGCUCUGGUUCGCCCGACCGGGGUAAACUUGAUUUGGCUCCAGAGUAUGCUCCUUAUGAUCCUUGACUGUGACUCGCGGGGCCCCGACAACUUUGUGCUGAAGGACGGUGUGCCCAAGCACACCUUGAUUCAAUCUGCCACCAAACUUGGCUCAGAUAUGGCGAAGAACCUUGGCCAGCUCAAAACUAAGCGAUCCUCCGACCCGGAUGUUGAUUCGGAGGUGAACCUCGUCAGGCGGAACUGGGCAUCUCUGGCUGUUUUGACACGUUGGUACGCCAUCAGUGUCGCCGACCCUAGCAUUCUGGGGAUGCACGAAAUCGGAGGACGGGAGGAUGAAAGAGUUCUCGGCUCCGUGACCGCAGGAAUUGCUUCAUAUUCCACCUUCCUUGUUGAAAUGGUGACCCUUGCGGCGGCUGAGCAUAACGUUUGUCAGACCAACACUGGGAUGGGCCGCGUAGUUGGCGCAAACCUAGUGGCAUCUCUUGAACGCCUGUCCAGUGUCGAUGAUUUCAAGUCUUCUGGUGUCUCGGAAGAUGGAGCACCUCACGGUUUCAUGGAGAGUCUACAAAAUCAACUUUACUGGACUACGCGGCUGCUGAUUAAACGACACAUCUUCGUCUACAGCCCGUACGAGAUCAUCUUUUGCGCCGAGGAAGUUAUCAAUGAGCUGCUAAAGGCGACUGCGCAGUCCCGUCUUUCGACACCCCUCGAUCUCCACAGUUUGGCUCUGGCUACCAUGACCCUUCUCGAAGCCUCUGUGCUUCCAGAAUACUCGAACGAGUGCUGGGAAGCUCUGAAGAAGGUUGAUGAGAUCCUCGACUACCGUGCAAAGCGUGCCGCCGAAUUCUCAGAGUUUGGAGACGUCUUCCACACACCUGGUUGGGACGCUAAGAUCCGCCUCUUCCUUGAAUGGAGACGAACGAAAUCCCAGGAAGCCCAGCUUCAAGAUUCCGGCCUCAGCAAGACUGGCUCUGGAGCACCACCAGUGGUAGGACCAAACGAGCAACGCUCUCUCCAACAUCUCGCUGAUCUCGCUGUCGGUGCCGAGGGCUCUGUCGCCGUAACCGCAUCCCCACCACCUGCCAUUCCACCAUCCGAGAACAACAUGAAUGCCACUUCGCCUAACCUAGGUCCAGCUCCGCCACCACAAGGCGGCCGCGUUGUUGUCGAUUUCACCCUCCUUACGAAGGAAGGUUACCUGAAUGUCUUUUCCGGGUUGAUUUAUCGACGUUCUCGUUAGGGUCUCAUCUCAUGAUUUUCAAGUUUUCAAUUGUCGAUUAUUUUGAUGGUCCUGAAAAUUGUCUCUAUGAACGGAUUUAUAUUGAAAAUAAAAAAAAAAUUCGAUUUUUUUUUUUUUCUUUCCCUUCCUUCUCCCCCC
Aspergillus ochraceoroseus IBT 24754 is the source of this 2806-nucleotide messenger RNA. RefSeq names its product putative C6 finger domain protein. The transcript is spliced from 6 exons. Gene Ontology annotation, cellular component: nucleus. Lineage: Eukaryota; Fungi; Ascomycota; Eurotiomycetes; Eurotiales; Aspergillaceae. The record is from RefSeq and is a predicted model, not a curated record. The coding region runs from base 242 to 2668 and encodes 808 amino acids. Gene Ontology annotation, molecular function: zinc ion binding; DNA-binding transcription factor activity, RNA polymerase II-specific.